Messenger RNA from Erigeron canadensis, 2714 nucleotides. RefSeq names its product beta-galactosidase 17. The record is from RefSeq and is a predicted model, not a curated record. Gene Ontology annotation, molecular function: beta-galactosidase activity. NCBI's taxonomy places the organism in Eukaryota, Viridiplantae, Streptophyta, Magnoliopsida, Asterales, Asteraceae. The transcript has 19 exons. Gene Ontology annotation, biological process: carbohydrate metabolic process. The coding region runs from base 349 to 2454 and encodes 701 amino acids. Gene Ontology annotation, cellular component: vacuole.
AAAUACAUAUAUAAAAAAUUUUCACAAAUAAAUUCUUUCGGUGAAAUAUAUUUGAAUCCUGUAGAGAAGUAGUCUAUAGAAAUAAAAAAAAAAUCCACUACGUGGUCUAUAGAAAUAAAAAAAAUUAGAAAGACUAUUUUAAUAACGUUUUCUACUUGUGCCUACCGGGUGGUCGGAAAACACCACAGGAAAAGGUGAGUGAGUAGUUUGAAGGAAGGAAGGAAGGAAAGAAAGAAAAGAAGAAGAAGAAGAAGACGGACACAAAACCAAACAGCAGAAGCAGCAGCCAUUCAUUAAAUAGCGACAGAGACUUGGUCAAUCAAGUCAAGUCAACCCAUCCUGCCUUUAAUGAUGAAACGAAGAAGCCUGAAAACAACAACAAUCAUCAUCUUCAUUCUAUUAUGUCUCCUUGCUUUCUCCACUGUUUUCGCCCCUCUCCCUCUCCCUCUCCCUCUCCAUCAUAAUAUUAAUAAUAAACAACCCCCAAAACAUCAUCAUCGGCAUCACCAUCAUCAAGUUGCUGUUAAUGCCCGAAAGUUUGAGAUCGCGGAUGAUAUGUUCAUAAAAGACGGACAGCCUUUUCGGAUCAUCGGCGGUGACUUGCAUUAUUUCCGUACACUUCCUGCUUAUUGGGAAGAUAGGUUAUUAAGAGCAAAGGCAUUGGGAUUGAAUGCGAUUCAAACUUAUGUUCCAUGGAAUCUACAUGAACCUAAAGAAGGUCAACUUGAUUUUAGUGGCAUUGCGGAUAUAGUUUCAUUUCUUGAGCUGUGUCACAAGUUGGAUUUGUUGGUCAUGUUACGGCCCGGGCCUUACAUUUGUGCAGAAUGGGAUUUUGGUGGUUUCCCUGCCUGGUUACUUACUAAACAACCGGCCAUCAAACUAAGAUCAUCCGACCCAACAUACCUUGCUUUGGUUGAUAGCUGGUGGGGAAUACUACUUCCUAAAAUUGCCCAUCUUCUAUACCACAAAGGAGGACCUAUCAUCAUGGUUCAGAUAGAGAACGAAUUUGGUUCAUACGGAGAUGACAAAGAUUAUCUGCAUCAUUUGGUCAAGUUAGCAAGGUCACAUCUCGGGGGUGACAUAAUUUUAUAUACUACAGAUGGAGGCACUAGAGAAACUCUCACUAAAGGAACUAUUAGCGGAGAUGCUGUCUUUUCAGCCGUUGAUUUUUCAACUGGAGAGGAUCCUUGGCCUAUUUUUAAGAUGCAAAAGGAAUAUAAUGCACCGGGAAAAUCACCACCCCUUUCUGCAGAGUUUUACACCGGUUGGCUUACACAUUGGGGAGAGAAUAUUGCUACAACGGAUGCAGCUUCUACAGCUGCUGCCUUGGAAAAGAUUCUGUCUAGGAAUGGCUCUGCUGUGCUUUAUAUGGCCCAUGGUGGAACCAAUUUUGGAUUUUUCAAUGGUGCAAACGCUGCUCAAGAAUCCGACUACAAUGCUGAUCUUACAUCCUAUGAUUAUGAUGCUCCUAUUAGUGAAUCUGGUGAUGUGGAUGGUGCGAAGUUCAAAGCAUUGCGAGGCGUUAUAGCUAAGUACACUCCAGUUUCUCUCCCUCCAGCUCCUUCAAAUAAUGAAAAGACAGGAUAUGGCCGUAUUCAGUUAGAAAAAAAAGCAUCUUUAUUUGAUACACUGGACAAUGACUUGUCCAUCCAAGCUAUCGAAUCCGAGAACCCAAUUUCAAUGGAAGCUGCAGGGCAGAUGUUUGGAUUUUUGUUAUAUGCAUCUGAAUACAUAGCUAAGGGUAAGGGGAACACUUUGUCUAUACCAAAGGUACAUGACAGAGCCCAAGUAUAUGUUACAUGCCUUUCUGAAGAUACAAGGGCAAGACCACAAUAUGUUGGCACAACUGAUAGAUGGUCAAAUAACCAUGUUAAUCUUCCUAAUGCCAAAUGUGCUUCCAGCAGUAGACUGUUGUUAAUUCUGGUCGAAAACAUGGGUCGUGUGAAUUAUGGGCAGUACUUGUUUGAUAGCAAGGGCAUACUGUCAGCUGUUUACUUAGAUGGGAAACCUCUGCUUAAUUGGAAGAUGUUACCGAUUCCUCUCAGCAAUCUAAACGAGUUCCCUGAAAUCAGACCAGUUUUCAACAAGUCAUAUUCUAAUUUGGUUGAAGUUUCUACCCGUAAAAACCUGAAAAGCAAACACAUGGGGAUGAAUAUAAAAGAACCAACUUUGUAUACUGGUACUUUUGUUGUUGACAAAGUAACAGACACAUACAUGUCCUUCAAAGGCUGGGGUAAAGGUGUCGCAUUUGUUAAUGACUUCAAUAUUGGGAGAUUCUGGCCGUCAUUUGGGCCCCAGUGUAAUCUCUAUGUUCCCGCUCCGAUCCUCCGACGUGGAAAGAACAACUUGGUGGUAUUCGAGUUAGAAAGUCCAGAACCUGAGCUCGUGGUGAAAUCAGUUGACCAGCAAGACUUCACCUGUGGUUCGAAGAAUUUGAGUGUGCGCCAGCUUUAGCUUUACUCACAUGGCACCUCAAAAUCCGACAUGGGGACUUGGGGUUUUGGUAGUGAAUGCGUCAAAUAUCAAUUAUCGACUUCACAGGUAUAUCGUUGCCACCAUUAUGAUGGCUUUUGGUUAGAUACUAUGUAACAUUGGUCGACGCCUCGAUUAUUAUCCAAAAUACAUAUCUUUAGGACUUCAUUGUGAAGUGUCUUACUUGUCGCAUUCCAAAACUAAGCUCUGUUUGUCAUUAUUGUGAAUUAUUGAUUUUAUUA